AUGCCACUCUUUUUAUUGAACAGACAUACUACCAACAGCACGAACAAACGAAGCAGCGCGUUGUUCCUCGCGUCUUUGGCGUUGUUUUCCGGGUGCUCGUCUUCUCUCGUGUACUCUUCGGCGGAGGAACAAACGCAAUCGGUUUCGAAACACAUCUUAACCGACAUCCCGGACGCCUCCGCGAGCGUGGACACCACGGUUGUCUUUCCAGGAUUUGGCACCGAUUUGCAAUUCCCAGCAGCCGAGGAUAUCACCGCGCUGCUCGGAAUACGAAAUGUCGGCGAUUCCACGAUCGAGUUACAAGCAAUCGCCGGGUCGGUGAACGCACCUCAGGCGUUUCAUUAUUUCGUGGCAAACUUUUCCAAGUAUGAAUUCAGUAUGAAUGAUGACGAAGAGGAGGAACAGUUCGCGUCGUUUAACCCGAAGAUUGGGAGCGAAAAGUUGGCGACGAAACGCCGAGCGGGAAAUGCCGCAGGCGGGAAAACAGACGCGGCGAAGAAUUUGUACACGAGUAAAGAGCAGUCGGUGGUGAACGCGGGGAGAGAGUUGACGGUGCCGUAUUCGUUUCAGUUACCGACGCCUUUAGCUGGGAUGGAUUUUACGCUGGCGUUGACGGCGUUUUACCAAGAAGACGGGGAACAGUACGCGACGACGUUUUUUAAUCACACGGUGAGAGUGUUGGAUCCAAACGUGGCGGUUGAUUUUCAACUGACAUUCGUGUACGUCGCGUUGGGGAGCUUUGCGCUCGGUAUUUUGUAUUUUGUGUUGAGAGUGUUUGGGUGGGACGCGUAUUUACCUUUCAUCGGGGAGAACGCCAUCGAGGCGAGCAAGAAGCAAAAGAAGAAGACGCACGAAAUUAACAUGGCGGCGGCGAGAGCGGAAGCGGCGAGGAAGAUGAGCGAAGGAGGUAGUGCGGCGGGUAACGGGAAUAAGAAGAGUGGGGGUAAAGAGGACGAUUGGCUUUCCGGGACCGCGUUUACGAACCCGAGUUCCUUCUCCACCGGGGCGACGAAAGCGAAGAACCGCAAAGGAGGCAACAAAGGAAAGAAGUAA
Molecule: messenger RNA, 1053 nt
Organism: Bathycoccus prasinos
Lineage: Eukaryota; Viridiplantae; Chlorophyta; Mamiellophyceae; Mamiellales; Bathycoccaceae
Product: Translocon-associated complex TRAP, alpha subunit (ISS)
Exons: 2
Coding region: 1-1053 (350 amino acids)
Cellular component (GO): endoplasmic reticulum
Source: RefSeq, a predicted model, not a curated record